Necator americanus (New World hookworm) is the source of this 336-nucleotide messenger RNA. RefSeq lists its product as uncharacterized. The coding region runs from base 1 to 336 and encodes 111 amino acids. The transcript has a single exon. The record is from RefSeq and is a predicted model, not a curated record. Lineage: Eukaryota; Metazoa; Nematoda; Chromadorea; Rhabditida; Ancylostomatidae.
AUGCGAAGAACAGCCUAUCGGUGUCUUGCUGACAUCGACUUAGCACCACCCGGGUGCUCCAUGAGUGAAAUCAAGUACGCCGACGAUGUUUCUAUACUCGCGGAAAGCAGUACGAAACUUCGACAUGUUGUCAGCCUUACAUCGAAGCUGUCUGCAGCCUAUGGACAACGUCUACGCCUUGAUAAAUGCAAGCAAAUGUGGAUCUCCUCGAGACCUCGAACGGGAAUCAGGGUGGAGGGUCAACAGAUCGAACUCGCCGAUGAGUUCUGUUACCUUUGCUGUACGCUGGAGAACAAUGGCAGCUACGAAAAAGAUAUUCAGCAAAGAUGCGCUUAG